CUCCCUUUAAAUGUAAUGGCAAUCAUCAUAUUUCUCUUCAAGAUAAAAGUUAGGAAACCAGCGGUGGUUUAUAUGUUGAACCUGGCCACUGCCGAUGUGCUCUUUGUUAUUUUGCUCCCUUUCAUCAUUAUAUAUCGAUUCUCCGGGAAUAACUGGCUUGUUGGAGAAGGGAUGUGUCGUCUUGUCACUGCAACACUUUACUGUAACACGUACUGCUCCAUCCUGCUCAUAACCAGCAUCAGUGUGGACAGAUACCUGGCUGUGGUCUACCCAAUACAUGCUCUGUACUGGCGGACGACAACACGAUCUUGGGUGGCCUGUAUAUUUAUUUGGAUUUUAUCCAUAUUCAGCACUGUGCCUCUUCUCAAAGUUAGACAAACAUAUACUAUUAAUGAUCUAAACAUCACAACCUGUUAUGAUGUGCUUUCAAUCAAAGAUCUUCAAGGUUUUCUUCUUUAUUUUUUUACAUCUUAUAUCUCGCUCUUAUUCUUCUUACCGUUAUUUAUCACAACCUACUGCUACAUUGGUGUACUCAGAAAAUUGACCUCCUCAGUAAUUGACAGCACAGCUAAUAGAUCCAGAGCUGUGGUCCUAACUGUGAUUGUGCUAUGUGUAUUUGUACUGUGCUUUGGGCCAACCAAUAUUAUCUUUUUAAUUCACUUCCUGGGUUAUUUAAAAGAGAACAGUGAUUCUUCGUACUUUGCUUUUGUAUUUUGUGCCUGUAUCAGCAGCAUUAGUUGCUGCCUUGAUCCCCUUAUCUAUUACUUUGGAUCCUCAAAGUGCCAGAGGUACCUACACAGUUUACUGUGCUGCAAAAUAAAUAGUGGUUGA
Molecule: messenger RNA, 831 nt
Organism: Hyla sarda
Lineage: Eukaryota; Metazoa; Chordata; Amphibia; Anura; Hylidae
Product: proteinase-activated receptor 1-like
Exons: 1
Coding region: 16-831 (271 amino acids)
Biological process (GO): blood coagulation; thrombin-activated receptor signaling pathway; positive regulation of blood coagulation
Cellular component (GO): membrane
Molecular function (GO): thrombin-activated receptor activity
Source: RefSeq, a predicted model, not a curated record